Ceraceosorus bombacis is the source of this 2388-nucleotide messenger RNA. The record is from the annotation of a GenBank genome assembly. Lineage: Eukaryota; Fungi; Basidiomycota; Exobasidiomycetes; Ceraceosorales; Ceraceosoraceae.
AUGUCGAACCAAAAUGAUAAUGGCAAUACUGGCGCUUCGGAGUCGCAGAUGCCCAUGCUCACGCUGGCAUACCUCAACCAUGCUAUCUCCUGGACAUAUCCGAUUAUUGCUGCUCAAGUCAUCGCCAUGCUCGAGUGCGUUCGAGUCCUCCCAGCCGAAGUAAGUCUCUCCUGAUCGGUAGCGCAUCGCGUUCGACCAGGGUCUCAUCGCACCAACGUGUGUUGCAAUCCAUCAGGUUCGCAUGAUCAUGCGCGCUUACAAGCGGCGCAGGCUCAACGCUGCCGAGAUGCUCUUCUUCAUGAUCAAGUAUGCGACGGUCCUGUCAUUCAGUCUGGAUCUGACGAUCCAGCUGACGCAGCUCUUGCAGAGCGACGACGCUUGCUUGGGUGCAAGCUGGGCAUCGCUAUUCUUCCUUUUCUUCGCAUCGAGCACUGUCGUCGCCUCUCUCUGCUGGCGUGCGCACAUCAUCUUCCACAGAUCGUUAUUCUCUCGCAACUUGCUAUGCAUCGGCUUGCUUGUUCAGAUCGGCAUCUCCAUUUACACACUUUCCAAGCAAGGCAAGUUCGACACGCUCUUCAGCGAUGGGACAGCCGCCUAUUGCAAUCUUCGCAGCCAAGUCGACCCCGUGCUGGCCUCGAGACCGCCUCCUCCUUGGUACAGUCUCAGUGCACCGUGGUUCCUCUUGUACAACACGCUGUUCGACGGCAUUAUCGUAGCAACAACCACCUGGCGUCUUCUCAAAGCUGCUCGCGGGCCGACCGGCUUCGCUUCCAUCAGCAAACGCCUCUUCGCCAACGGCAUUCAGUAUUCAGCAGUGGUCUGCACGGUCAACCUGGUCGAAUUCAUUGCGAUUAUGGCCGCUUUCAAAAAGAUGCCGUCGCUUCUUGGGCUGUCCAUCUCUAUUCAGGUCGUGACUGGAAUGAGUGAGUACGAGAUCGCUGAUCCGGUCUUCCCGAUUGUAGCUUGAGCCAGCCGAGACUAAAUUCCUGCUUCAACGUUCACUUUCCUGGACCGACCUGGACAGAUAUGGUAAGUUUUCCGUGGUGCCGCUGGAGUGCCAAUGCGCUCACCAACCAUGCUUGUUGCCUCUACAGCUCAUCUCUGAGCAAGAUGCUGUGCACGGCCACUACGGUGGCAUGUCUUCCAUGGUGAAACCACCCCAGUACCGUUCCGACCCUUCCAGUGGUAGACCAGGCUUCCCAGCUCUGCCUCUUGCAUCUUCAGGUGCCUCUUCCCACGCCACGUCUGGCUUCGAUUCGAGUAUCAGGGACUCUAAAGCUCUUCUGACAGCUAAACCGGGGUUUGGAAGGGGGCAGGGCGGGACCGCUCUGCCUUCAGUACCCAUGAGGACGCUGUCGAGCUCGGGACACGGUGAUCGUGAUAUGGAUGGCUUUGUGCACGAUGCAGAAGCUGGCAUGUACAGUUCCACGACAGAUGACUACCUUGCUAGCACUCUGUUGGAGAAAGGGGAACUCGGCACACCUCCAGGACCAGCCCCACCCUUUUCGAUGCUCUCUGGCACAAACUCGAACUUUGAUGAGACGCCUUCGGAGUUUGGCGACAACGUGGACUACAUUCGAUCUUCUGGGAAACGCGCGAACGAAUCUAGAUCUUUCAAUUUGGGCGACGACGGCAAGAACGACUUGUCGAUCGGCGCCAUUCGUGAACGAGCUGCAGAGCUGAAGAGGAGCGAGAAUGAGCAGUAAGUCGAGAAACACGAGUGAAAACCGCGACGACGUUCCUGACAAUCUGCCGCGAUGCUUCUCGGACUGCAGCUAUCACAACCGCAAGAGCGUCCCGAGCGCAAAGCCCUCAAUCUUUUCUGGAACUGAUGGCUUUGGCGCUCCCGGACCGCACGGGAAAAAUCAGAUCAUGGUGGAGACGACGCGUGACGUCACGCGCAGCUCACCUGUGCGAGACACCGCGCUUAGCCGCCUGACCACUCCUUCAGGUGCCGGUCCAGACGAGGAUUCUUUCAGCACACCCAAGCGCAAGCCAAUGGACCCAGUUGCUUCUGAGAUCCUGCCGGGACGUCACCUGGGACACACUCCCAACGCCAGCGUCUCGUCGAUUCACGAUCCUCGUUACCAGAUUGCAAGAUCAUCUUCGGAUCCGAACUCCCAUCACGGGCAAGGACAGCAUGGCAUCGACCCAGUCGUUGCAGCCGCCUACCCGAAGCUCGCUGCUCAGCAAUCGAAGGCUCAUCAGAAAGAUAAGUUUGAGGGAGAUCGAGGACUUGACCAUUCUUACGACCCACCAGGAUCCGCUACUUCUCAAGCUAGCAGCUUCGCCGCAGGUGAGCCUCGAGUGACCAUUUCAAAUCGCGCCGUCGAUCAGUUCACUACGAACCAAGGUGGUGCGACGAGCGCUGGUCACCGCUACUUCUGA